Molecule: messenger RNA, 1646 nt
Organism: Spinacia oleracea (spinach)
Lineage: Eukaryota; Viridiplantae; Streptophyta; Magnoliopsida; Caryophyllales; Amaranthaceae
Exons: 2
Coding region: 153-1472 (439 amino acids)
Biological process (GO): biosynthetic process
Cellular component (GO): cytoplasm
Molecular function (GO): L-kynurenine:2-oxoglutarate transaminase activity; pyridoxal phosphate binding
Source: RefSeq, a predicted model, not a curated record
UGUUAUGUACUCCAUAUAAUAAAUGACAAAAGACGAUGGAGUGCUUAAAGUUAGUUGAGUGAAGUUUGGAACAAUUACUUGAGAGUUGAGAGCUGAUCUGAGUAAUCCCCAAAUAGGAGGAGUAGUAAAAAGGUGACGAAUAAAAUCGUGAAAUGCAAAGCAUAUCCGGUAGCGUCCAAUGUACCUGGACAUGCUCUCAUUCAAUACCUAAUUUGAUUUCGCUGUUUAGGAUUCCCAGACACAUUCACAGGCUUGCUCGAGCUCUUCCUCAUUCAACAAUGUCUGCUCUUCCCCCUGCUAAGGAUCAUCCACUUCAGGUUGCAAAGCGCUUGGAGAAGUUCAAAACCACAAUUUUCACACAGAUGAGCCAGUUAGCUAUCAAACAUGGAGCAAUUAACCUUGGCCAGGGAUUUCCGAACUUUGAUGGACCUGAGUUUGUGAAAGCAGCUGCUAUUCAAGCCAUUAAUGAUGGUAAAAACCAGUAUGCUCGUGGUUAUGGAGUUUCUGACCUCAACUGUGCUGUAGCCGAGAGGUUUAAGAAAGACACAGGACUGGCAGUUGAUCCUGAAAAGGAAGUCACUGUCACCUCAGGUUGCACAGAGGCCAUUGCUGCUACCAUGUUGGGAUUGAUAAAUCCUGGCGAUGAGGUCAUUCUAUUUGCCCCAUUCUAUGAUUCAUAUGAAGCUACUCUUUCAAUGGCUGGGGCCAAAGUUAAAGGCAUCACCUUGCGCCCCCCAGAGUUUGCAGUACCUCUUGAUGAGCUCAAGUCCACAAUUUCAAAGAACACCCGAGCAAUCCUUAUAAACACUCCUCAUAACCCAACCGGAAAGAUGUUCACUAGAGAGGAACUUGAUGUGAUUGCAUCUUUGUGCAUUGAAAAUGAUGUUUUGGUUUUCUCAGAUGAGGUGUACGACAAGUUAGCGUUUGAAAUGGAUCACAUCUCCAUAGCAUCUCUUCCUGGGAUGUAUGAGCGUACUGUAACGAUGAAUUCCCUUGGGAAGACAUUCUCUCUAACAGGGUGGAAAAUAGGGUGGGCCAUAGCACCCCCACAUUUGACGUGGGGAGUAAGGCAAGCACACGCAUACCUGACGUUUGCUACUUCGACCCCAAUGCAGCAUGCUGCAGCAACUGCUCUGAGAACACCGGACUCGUAUUAUGAGGAGUUGAAGAAGGAUUACAAGGUUAAAAAGGGGAUUUUGGUGGAAGGACUGAAGGAAGCUGGUUUUAAAAUAUUCCCAUCAAGCGGGACCUAUUUUGUGAUAGUAGAUCACACCCCUUUCGGGCAGAAGGAUGAUGUGGCGUUCUGUGAGUAUCUAAUCAAGGAAGUCGGGGUAGUGGCAAUACCAACAAGUGUUUUCUAUCUGAACCCUGAAGAGGGGAAGAAGCUUGUGAGAUUUACAUUUUGCAAAGAUGAAGACACCUUAAGAGCCGCUGUAGAGCGAAUGAAGGAAAAGCUAGAAAGAAUUUUAUAAUUUGUUGAAUUAUUGAUGUUGUUGCCAAUUGCUGGAAAAGAUGCUUUGAUUUUAGCAAGGGGAAUGUGCCCGAUUUGUACUUGCACUACUUGAUCACUCUACUAGAGUAAGUACUCCUGGGUUUGGUUAAAAUGUACUAGUACGUACGUCUUAGUGGUAAUAAAUAAGUUAAUA